Molecule: messenger RNA, 12663 nt
Organism: Phytophthora sojae
Lineage: Eukaryota; Oomycota; Peronosporomycetes; Peronosporales; Peronosporaceae
Exons: 2
Coding region: 1-12663 (4220 amino acids)
Biological process (GO): microtubule-based movement
Cellular component (GO): dynein complex
Molecular function (GO): dynein intermediate chain binding; ATP binding; dynein light intermediate chain binding
Source: RefSeq, a predicted model, not a curated record
AUGCCCGCGGAGACGGCGGACGCUCAUGGCGGCGUGGGGUCCGCGCCGACGCUGCGCUGGAGCAAGCUGGAGACGGUGGCCAGACGCAACGGCGAGGCGCCGACGCGCCGCUCGGGCCACUCGCUGUCCAUCGUGGGCUCCAGCGGCUACCUCUUCGGCGGCUGCGACUACGCCGAGCCUCCAGGCCCCACCAACGACCUGUUCGCGCUCAAGAUCAACGCCAACGCCCCCAGCGAGUGGGAGCGUCUGCGCUCGCCAAUGGGCGGCGCGUGGCCCCCUCCCAGGUGGAAACACUCGGCCACGGUCGUGGACAACAAGAUCUACGUCUUCGGCGGUUUCCACAGCAGCUCCACGCGGUUCAACGACCUGUGGGUCUUCAACCCCAUCACGCUGGACUGGAGCCAGCAGGGCGCAGCCGCUGCGGUGGCCUCACCUCUCAAUAGCAAUAAUGCCAACGCCAUGCAUCGUGCUAGUGUGGCCAAGACCGUGGCUCCGACACUGCCCGCACCCAGAGGAGCGCACACCGCAGUGGCUAUUCGACGAUCCAUCUACGUGUUUGGAGGCUAUGGAGGCACGGGAUACGGCAGGAGGGACUUUGACGACUUGUAUAUGCUACGCACAGACGACCUCAGCUGGACGAAAGUCACGUGCAAGGGCAAACCACCGGAGAAACGAGCAGGCCACCAAGCGUGUGCCGUGGACGAUCUGAUGCUGGUGUGUGGAGGCUGGAAUAGUGUCGCGCAGUUCAACGACCUGCACAUUUUCGACUCGACGGUGAAUUCGUGGACGCUUGUAGAGGGCACGCACAUGGCCACGACGCUGCCGAGAUGGAACCACGCGUGUUGUGCAGUGCUCGCCAUUCCACACGCCAAGGUUUUUGUGUUUGGUGGCGUGGUCGGGGAGGCGAACAACUACAACGCGCAGGGCGGUUACAUGAACGACCUGAGUGUGCUUGACACGGGUGAAAUGAGCUGGACCAUCCCAGAGAUCGAGGGCACGCCACCUUGCGGACGAAGUGACACGACACUUUCCUAUGACGACAAGGGCAGUCGACUGAUUGUUUUUGGAGGUUGGGCCAACGUAUGGCUUAACGACAUGUUCUAUCUCGAUGUUAGCUGUGUGGUGGGCCCUCCGUACGGCAUUACGGGGAUCUUCCCAGACUUUGGACCGAUCACUGGUGGCACAUCUUUGGUGAUCGAAGGCAUUGAUUUUGUCAACAAGCCUGUGACCAUCAGAUUUUCGUGUCGGAAAGGAUCUGUAGACGUUCCGGGCGAAUACGUUAAUGAUCACACGCUGAAUGUUGUCACGCCAGACUUCACCGCGUUCCCUGCUGGAGAUGUCCAGGUCCGAGUGGCAUUGCAGGGCGACUCGUUCACAACAACUUUCCAGACCUACAGCUAUUUUUCGGUUACGCAUGCACCCCUGUGCUUUGCGUAUGGACCUGGUGUGCUCUCAGGAGGUGCAAGCGGUGAACCUACGUGCUUUAUUAUCCAGGCUAGAGAUGCCCAACGUAACUUGCGCACACGUGGUGGUGAUGAAUUUAUCGUUGAAGUGUCCAUCGACGAGUCGGAUCCAAUCUUCCUGCCGAGUCUACAGAUACAAGACCUUCUUAACGGCAAGUAUCUAGUGAGCUACACAGUUCCAAGCCCAGGCGAGUAUCACGUUAAGAUUGAGUUCCAGGGAACAUUUGGAGGCAAUGCGGGACCAAUUCGCGGAUCACCUUACACGGCCACGUUCGAUGACAUCGUUACGCGAGAAAUGAACUUGAUGACAGGCAAGCUCGUUCUCGACCAGGUUUUGCACGACUUGCAAGCACUCCAGCAAUCAACGCGAGAAUGCAAUAUUGGCCUGGAACAGCCUCUGUCGGACCCUACAUGGACGCCUGAACAGGUUACAGCUGCGUUAAUAGGCUUGAAAGAGCACGUGUUCAUGGUCGAGAAACGCGGGGAGCAGAUUUCGCUAUCGAUCGAAGAACUCCGGGCUGAAAUCGCUUUCCUGAAAGAUGCAGGGAUUAUGGUUACGAAGGAGUUGGAUAUUUUGAUGGCAAUCGAAAUGGCCUGGGCAGAGGUCUUGAAGAAGGUUCCGGCAGCAAGUAACCGUAUUGCGCCGUUGAUUGCUACGCAGAGUUUGAAGUUCCGCGAUGAGGUCGCUGCCUAUAUGGAGGAGCUGCAUGGAAAGGAAGCACAACUCAAGUCGAAGAGCUUCUGGAGUUUCUCUGUUGGUGUGAGUGCGGCGCUGGCGUUGAUCACUGAAGAGCAGACAAAUGCAGGAAAGGAUGAAACGGAAUUUCAGCAAAAGAAACACAUUGCGGAGAUAUUAGAGUGCGAGGAUUUGAUGGAGCCGUGUGCGUCUGUGCUGACCGCUAUUCAGCGUACGCUAACUCAUUGCCACCAAACGUGGGAAGCAAUAUCGGAGGUAACGAGGAAAAUUGAUCUGUCGAGAGAUAUUCCGUGGAGUAUGAUCGAUGGUAUAGUGUUGGAAGAAGAAGCGAAGGCGUUUCUAGCGCUUGUGAAAGCUACCCACAAAGAUGUUCGAGACUGCGAUGCAUUCAAGAAGUUUGAGCGGCUCGUGAAAGACUUCCUAUCUACAUGUCCGCUGUUUCAAGCACUACGGCACCCAUCCAUGCGUAGGCGCCAUUGGCAGGAUCUCAUCGCGGUGACUGGGAAAGACUUUGAAUGUCCCGAAGACAACCCUUCCAUGAAGUUUGCUGACAUCUUAGCUUUGAAUCUGCACGAAUUCCAGCGCGACGUGGAGGAGAUAACGGAUCGUGCUCAAAAAGAAGCUAAGCAAGAAUCCGUCUUACAAGAGUUGGAAACGCGCUGGUCUAGCAUUUGCUUAACCAUGACCCCGUAUAAAGAAACGGCUGUGCCAUUGCUUGCCAUGACGGAGGAUGACGUGGAGAUGCUGGAGUCGGAUCAAUUGCUGGUGCAGGGAAUGGCGUCGGGACGCAACAGUUUUUUCCAAGAACAAACUCAGCUGUGGAAGUCGAAGCUCAUGCUGGUAUCUGAAACAGUCGGGGCUCUACUCGACAUUCAGCGAUCGUGGUCAUACCUCGAGCCUCUCUUCAUGCAAUCAGAGGAAGUAAAACGCGAGCUCCCGGACGAGGCUGCAAGGUUCGAAGACGUUGACGAGCUCGUUCGGCAAACCCUCCAGCAAAUGUGGGAGCAAGAACCACCAGGAAAUGUUUUGCUCGCUUGUCAAUUUCCUGGUUUGCUGGCAUUGCUCAAUGAUCUGCGUACGCGGCUCGAAAAGUGUCAGCAAGCGUUGAAAGAGUACUUGGAUUCCAAACGCCGCAUGUUCCCGCGGUUUUACUUCAUCUCCGAAGCUGAUCUGCUCGAUAUCUUGUCAAAUGGUAGUAGCCCCCAGAAAAUUAUGAUUCACUUGGAGAAAGUGUUCUUGGCUACGCAUACGCUGCUUUUGGAAAAAGAGAAUGCUGGAGCAGCAAGCUCGAUGUUGGCCACACACUUCAUAUCGAACGAUGCUGCGAAAGAGACCAUUUCGUUUGAGAACAAGGUACAGCUGGACGGAAAAGUGGAGCUUUACAUGCAAACGAUAUUGGAGGCUAUGCAGCGUACACUGAUGGACCAUGUAACGCGCUCGAUCAAUCGAUUUCCGGAGCAAAACCGCGUGGAUUGGCUUCUACAGAAAGUCCCACCGAUCACCGAGGAGGCUGUUUCCAAGGACAACAUGGAUGCAGCCCAGAUUGCUCUGCUGGUUGCUGGAAUUGAAUACGCACGAAGUGUUGAGCAUUCGUUCGAGUUGCUGUCAAAAGGUCACGCGACUGCUAUGAAGGAGCUUCUUGAGAAGGUGGUGAUCCAGCUCAACGAUCUCAUUAAGCUCACCCAAACGAAUCUACCCAAAGCUGAUCGUCAGCGUACAAUGUGCAUGAUCACGAUGGAUGCGCACUCUCGAGAUAUUGUCCAGAAGCUUCUUUAUGAGGAAAUCACGACUCCAAGCUCGUUCCUCUGGCAAUCGCAGCUGAAACAGCGACGGUCGGAUCAGCUGAACAAAAUGUACUUGGAGAUCUGUGACGCAACUUUCGAUUAUGGCUUCGAGUACUUGGGGAAUGGCCCGAGACUCGUGAUCACGCCUUUGACCGACAGAAUUUACGUCACCGCUACACAAGCACUUCAUAUCCAAAUGGGUUGCGCUCCUGCUGGUCCUGCAGGAACGGGCAAAACAGAAACGACUAAAGACUUGGCGAAUAUGGUAGGCAAGAUUUGCUACGUGUUCAAUUGCUCGCCGGAGAUGGAUUACAAAAAUCUGGGAAAUAUUUUCAAGGGUCUGGCAAGCGCGGGGGCUUGGGGGUGCUUUGAUGAGUUUAAUCGCCUCGCGCCAGAGGUGUUGUCAGUCUGUUCGGUCCAAUUCAAAGCUGUCUGCGAUGGGAUUCGGAGUGAAAGCAGUCAUGUGGUCGUAGAGGGUGAUUCGGUAACGCUCGACCCCACGUGUGGCACAUUUAUCACUAUGAAUCCUGGAUACCUCGGCCGGUCAGAGCUUCCUGAAGGGUUAAAAGCUCUGUUCCGACCGAUUACAGUGAUGGCGCCUGAUCUCGUACUCAUCUGUGAAAAUAUGCUCAUGGCAGAAGGAUUCGGGGAAGCCAAGAUGCUAGCUGCAAAGUUCUUCAGCUUGUAUUCUCUGCUCAGAGAGCUUCUCUCUAAGCAAGAUCACUAUGAUUGGGGGCUGCGAGCUGUGAAAAGUGUACUGGUCGUCGCUGGAUCUUUCAAGCGAGCUGAGCCCAAGUUGUCUGAGCAGGAAAUUCUCAUGCGAUCGCUGCGAGAUUUCAACUUGCCCAUGAUCGUGAAGCAAGACCUUCUGGUGUUCAAUGGACUGCUCGGCGACCUCUUCCCGAAUCUGAAUCUACCACGCAAAAUCGACGAGUCAAUGGAAAAGUACGUCCAUGUUGCGUGUGAAGAUCGCGGACUAUGGCCUCAUGAACAGUUCCGCCUGAAAGUAAUUCAGCUUGAAGAAUUACUCGCCAUCCGCCAUUGCGUUUUUGUGAUGGGACCGCCAGGUAGUGGGAAGACGGAAUGUUGCGAGACGCUGAUUGCUGCCAGGAAGAAAAAAGGUGAGGAUUAUGCUACCAAAGUGGUUGAUCUCAACCCCAAGGCCGUUUCCACCGAAGACUUGUACGGGUACAUGGUGCUGGGGACACGAGAGUGGAAAGAUGGUCUACUCUCCAAGAUAAUGCGUGAUGUUGCCAGUAGUUCAGUGACGGAUCCUCGACCGAAAUGGAUUGUGCUGGACGGAGACCUGGAUGCCAAUUGGAUCGAGUCGAUGAACUCGGUCAUGGACGACAACAAGAUGCUGACCCUGGCGUCAAAUGAACGCAUUCCAAUGAAGCCCAACAUGCGGCUCCUAUUUGAAAUCCGCGAUCUGAAGUAUGCCACGCCUGCAACCGUAUCACGCGCGGGUAUUUUGUACAUAUCGGAUGACGAUGGAUUCCAGUGGAGAUCAUUCUUAGCAAGUUGGGUAGCUACUAAAGGAACGACCGUACCGCAGCGAACUGCUUUGGGUGAGGCUAUGAACAAGUACAUCGAUCCGAUUCUUGCAUUCAUCAAGCAGUGCUGCAAGACCAUCGUGCCAAUGCAAGAAAUCACAAUGGUGCACACGUAUCUCUACUUUCUAGACGCAGUCCUGGAUGCUGAAACGUUGCGUGAUUCGAAAAAAGUGGAUGUCCUUAGUGGGUUUAUAUCCGUGUGGGCAUUCGGAGCAGCCCUGACAAUCACGGAUGACGGGACAGAUUAUCGCAAACUGUUUAGUGAGUGGUGGCGCAGCGAGUUCAAGCAGAUCAAAUUCCCAGCUCGUGAUACCGUGUUCGACUAUUGGCUUGACCCGAAUACCCUUUCUUUCGACACAUGGAGAGCAUCACCGUACUUUAAAGCUGUCCACUUCGACGGAUCGGUUUCAAUGUCAUCCGUCACCGUUCCUACCCCCGAGACCGCUUCCAUUACAAGCUGGAUGAGUAUAAUGGUCCGUGAAGAGCGUCCGUUCAUGCUUUGUGGCAACGCAGGCACUGGCAAGACGCAACUUGUUCAAGGGCUACUAAAAAAUUUUGACGUUCGAGUUUCUUCGACAAAUAUGAACAUCAACUUCAACUACUACACGAACGCGUAUGCUCUCCAGGCAAUCCUCGAAUCAAAGCUGUCAAAGCGUGUUGGCUCGACAUUUGGACCUACGGUUGGAGACCAAUUGAUUUACUUCCUGGACGAUCUAAAUCUCCCUCAAGUCGACGCGUAUGGAACGCAAAGUGCCAUCGCUCUACUUCGUCAGUACUUGGAUUACGGCCACUGGUAUGAUCGCGCCAAAUUUUCCAUCAAACAGAUCGUGAACGUGCAGAUCGUGAGCUGCAUGAACCCUAAUGCUGGCAGCUUCAGUAUCAACCCACGUCUCCAGCGGCACUUCGUAACAUUCGCGCUGCCUCAGCUAAGUGCUGCAAGUCUGCAAGUGAUCUACACAACAUUUCUCGAGGGCUAUGUGGCUGAUUUUGUCGAAGAUAUCCGGAAGAUGUCCCAGCCUAUUAUGAAAGCUGCUCUCAAUCUCCACGUGCAAGUAUGCAGCACCUUCCGUAAGACGGCUGCAAACUUCCACUACGAGUUCAACAUUCGACACGUGGCGAACGUCUUCCAAGGCCUGCUCAUGGCAAAACCACCAACGUUUGAAGAUCCACUGAAGUUCGCGCUCCUUUGGGUGCACGAAACCUCACGCGUCUACGGAGACCGCAUGGUCUCAACUCAAGAUUUAGCCAAGUUCACUUCCAUCGUACAGCAGCAAGCCCGCAAAUGCUUUCCUGCGCUCAACUUUACCCGCUAUUUCGCUCCGCUCUCGUCCAACAACGAAAGUGCGAAUGAAUCUGCGCUGCUCCAGACCGACCCAAUUCUCUUCUGCCAUUUCGCAAAUGGGUUGAGGACAAAUGAAUACGAUCAGGUUGUUUCGUACCAAGUGUUGCACGCCACUGUGGAAGAAGCGUUGGCAGAGCACAAUGAGUUGAAUACGAAGAUGGACCUGGUGCUGUUCAAAGACGCACUGGAGCAUAUAGCUCGCAUCGUUCGUAUCAUUUCGAAUCCAUCCGGCCACGCACUUCUCGUGGGUGUUGGAGGAAGCGGUCGCAAGUCACUGGCCCGCCUGAGCGCAUUCAUAUGUGGUUACGCGCUAGUGGAGAUCGCGAUUUCUCAAGCCUAUUCCCUUUUGGACUUCAAGUCGGAUCUCCAGAACAUGUUUAUGAAGGCUGGAGUCAAAGGUGAUGGCGUUGUUUUCCUGUUUGAUGACAAUCAGAUCAAGAACGAACGCAUGCUCGUGUACUUGAACGAUUUAUUGUCGAGUGGGAAUAUUCCGGACCUAUACAGCUCUGAUGAGCAGACGAAUUUGAUCCAGCAAUUCCAACCAAAGAUGAUGGCAGCGUUAGCAGCUAAUGCCGCUGCGGAUCCAUCAGGAGACUCGAAUGGUGCAAUUGGCCUCGGGUCCGAAGGGUCUGAGAAAGAGAGGGCCUGGAGGUGGUUCAUGCAAGAAAUUAAGCGAAACCUGCAUGUCGUGCUCUGUUUCUCACCAGCGACGCCUGACUUCCGGAUGCGAGCUCGCAAGUUCCCGGCUCUCGUAAACUGUUCAUUGAUCGACUGGUUUCAACCAUGGCCGAAGGAGGCGCUGCGCUCAGUUGCUGCUCGCUUCUUAUGGUUUGAGAAUGUUCCUCAACUCAAUACGGGCGACAAUGUUGCGAUGGCGAUCCAAAACUUCAUGCCAUUUGCGUUCCAAAGCACGAACACUUUGGCAAAAGAGUUCUUUGCGGCUGAAAAGCGCCGCGUGUACUCUACCCCAAAGUCGUAUUUGGAGUGCCUGACGUUGUACCGCAGACUGCUAGCCCAGAAACACUCAAGCCACCAAAAGGCUAUGCAACGCCUUCAAAACGGACUCGAGAAAAUGGAAUCGACCGGAGAGAUUGUUGCAACGAUGGAGGAAGAGUUGCAACGCACGCUGGAAGAGGCAGAGAAAAAGAAAGUUAUCGUGGAGGAACUCGCUGCGCGUCUUCAGAAAGACAAAGAGCUCGUGGAAAAUGAGACUGCCAGAGCAAACGUCGAGCGCGAAAAGUGCGCAGUGAUCCAAGCGGACGUCUCCAUCAAAAAGGCCGAUACAGAGGCUGAUCUGGCUCAAGCUCAGCCGAUGGUGGACGCUGCCAUGGCUGCUUUGGACACACUCAACAAAAAAGAUCUUGGAAACUGCAAAACCAUGGCCAAGCCUCCAGCUGGAGUCGGAGACAUUUUUGGUGCUGUCGUGGUGCUAUUUGCUGGUGUGAAUCCGAACAUUAUCGUGCAGAAGAACGGUAAAGUGAAAGAUAAAGACCGGUCUUGGGAAGCCACGAAGAAGGCUUUGUUGGGAAACAUCAAUGCGCUGGUGGAGGAGCUGAAAGGAUUCAAAACGCUUGUCGACAACCAGCAGGUUCCCGAAAUCAAUUGGAAAGAGAUUCGGCCGUUUUUGCAGCUCGAACACUUUAACGUGGAAAUUAUUGAAAAGAAAAACUCUGCAGCCGCUGGGCUCUGUGCGUGGGUGAUCAAUAUCGUUGCAUACUAUGAUGCAAUUAUUGUCGUCGAGCCUAAGAAACGUGCGCUAGAAGAAGCUACCGAAAAAUUACGGGUAGCAAACGAGAGGCUGGAGCUUGUGAAUCAAAAGGUUGCAGCACUGGAAGAGAAGCUGGCGACUUUGACGGAAGAAUUCGACAAAAUUAACAAGGAGGUUCAGGACGCUGUUGCUCUGCUGGAGAGAGGUCGCUUACGAAUGGAACUCGCUCGGAGAUUGGCUAAAGCGCUGGGUAGCGAAAGUGAACGAUGGGCUCAUGAACUCGAACAGCUUCGUGCAAGUGCUGAAAUGUUAGUGUGCGAUGUCGUGAUUGCAGCCAGUUUUGUCUCGUACGUCGGUGCCUUCACGAAGCCCUUCCGUGACUUGCUCAUCAAUGAAAAGUGGUUGCCAUUCCUUCGGAAGUCGCUCACUGAGAAGCCGUCUAAAGCCGACAAGGAUAAACCAACUGCAACAACGACCGUCAUGUCAGAAGAUGGUAUCCCCUUCCAGAUUCUAGCUACACAGUCUGAAAUCGCUGAGUGGAAUACAAGGGGGCUUCCGAGUGACCGAGUGUCUGUUGAAAAUGGCGCGAUCGUACGGAAUAGUACUCGCGCACCACUACUUAUUGACCCUCAGCUGCAAGGAAUAUAUUGGCUGCGUGAGAUGGAGAAGCAUGCGAGACGCACGGCGCCCAGCUCACUGCAAGUGGUGCGUCAAGACCAACCCAAUUUGUCGAAUUUACUGGAGACCGCUGUGGAGCACGGCUACUCUGUCAUUGUCGAGAACAUGGGUGAGAAACUCGAGGUGUGUCUGUGGCCAGUAAUUUCUCGAUCAACCUCUGUGCGUGGGCAUAAAACACUGCUGAAAAUGGGGGGCAAGAUGGUCGAGUUACACCCCGAUUUCCGUCUCUACCUGCACACGAAGCUGUCAAACCCUCACUACCCGCCAGAGCUACAAGCUGAGACCACUAUGAUCAACUUCGCAGUGACCCAGCAGGGUCUAGAGGACCAGCUUUUAUCACUUGUCGUACGCAAAGAGUGGCCCAAGAUGGCGAAAGUUCGCACGGCACUCAUCCACCAGCAGAAUGAAUUCAAAAUCCGGAUACAAACGUUGGAGGAUCGGAUCCUAUCGAGCUUAGCGGAUGCUGAAGGAGACGUGACGGAGAAUGUGCAGGUGAUAACAGACUUGGAAACGACUAAGGCCACAGCUCAAGAGAUUGCGAAGAAGGCGGCUAAAGCUACCGAAUACGAAGCUCAAAUCAACGAGCUGAGUGCCAAGUACCAGUCCGUAGCAAGUCGAGGAGCGCUACUGUUCUUCAUCAUGGACGGCUUACACCGCAUGCACUCGUACUACGUGUAUUCGCUGAAUGCAUACGUGGUAAUAUUCCAGCGCGGUAUCGAUCUCGUUCAACCGGAAAAGGACCCAGGGAGACCUCAAUCAUCCGGUGGUGGUGGGCUGCUGGGUCGCCUAAAAGCUGCAGCGAAGAAAGUUAUCGUGUCGCAACGCUUCCAGUGGAAUGCAGACUUACUACUUGCAGAUCGGGUGGUGGAGAGCAAUAGUGAGCAGGAUCUGGACGAACUGAUGAAGGAAACGGAUCAGGAAGAAAAACCGUCCUCCGCUCAGAUCGAAGCGCGCUGUACUCAACUCAAGACUUCCAUCACGGACGUGGUGUUCAACUACAUCCGCCGCGGUCUCUUUGAGAAGGACAAGUUGACGUUAGCGACCCAGUUGUGCUUUUCCAUCUUGCAAGCGGAAAAGAAACUCGAUGCGAUGGAUAUCCGUCAGCUGGUGACUUGUGCAACUGCGAGUGAUAUGGGAUCUGGCAUGGGGUUACUCAGUGAGUGGAUGUCCGAGACAGUUUGGCUGCGUGUGCGUAAACUCGAGGAGAACAUCACUAGCCUUCAGAAACUCACGACCUUCAUGCGGUCCGAUAGUGAGGAGUGGCGGGAGUGGUGCGACGCUGAGAAACCAGAGUUAAAGCCCAUGCCGGGCCAGUACAAGACCUCGAUCACGCCUAUCCAGCUCCUCCAUAUCAUUCGGGUGUUGCGUCCUGAUCGGAUGAUUUUUGCAUUGCGUUCGUACCUGGGUGAUACGAUCGGGAAGCAAAUGGUACAGCAACCACCGUUUGACAUGGAAGCCGCGUACCAGGAGACGAGUGCGUCAACUCCGAUGUUCUUCGUACUAUUUCCCGGUGUGGACCCAACGUCGUGGGUCGAAACUCUGGGUAAAAAGUUUGAUUUCACGUAUGAACGUGGAAACCUUAUCAACAUUUCCAUGGGUCAAGGCCAAGAAGAAUACGCUGACAACAUUCUGAUGAAGUUCUCGAGAGAAGGCAACUGGGUAAUCCUGCAGAAUAUUCACCUGAUGCAGUCCUGGCUCCCCAGAUUAGAGCGCACGCUGGAGGUUUGUUCGGUGUCUGCAGACCAACGCUUCCGCUGUUUCCUGUCAUCUGAGGGUCCUGCGUUGGCUUCACUCAGUAACCUCCCAGAGUCACUACUUCAAAGUUGCAUCAAGGUUGCGAACGAAGCUCCGACGGACCUGAAAAGUAAUUUACGCCGAGCUUGGGCCAAUUUCUCCAUGAAGCAACUGGAAGCCUGUGCCCUACCGAACGAAUACCAGGGCUGUCUGUUCGCACUGUGUUUCUUCCACGCACUUGUUCUGGGUCGUCGGCGAUUCGGCUGUCAAGGUUGGAGCCGCCCGUACAGCUUCAACACGGGCGACCUGUUGAUCUGCUCCGAUGUGCUUCGACGAUAUCUCGACACGGCAGUGACCAGCAGAUCGAAAACUUUGCCGUGGGACGAUCUUCGCUACAUUUUCGGCGAGAUCAUGUAUGGAGGCCACAUCACCGACCACUGGGACCGAAUCACCAACAAUACGUACUUGAAUGAGGUAUUCACGCAAGAUAUUCUGAAGGGCAAGGAGCUCACUGCGGGAUUCAAGUGCCCGGACCCGUUCACGUUCAGCUAUUCCAAGUACGUGGAUCACAUCGAAACUCAAUUGCCAAGCGAAUCGCCGACGGUAUAUGGACUGCAUCCGAACGCAGAGGUGGGGUACCUGGUCGAGGCGUCCAAUGAUCUGUUCGCCACAAUCGCCAAGUUCCAGCCCUCAACAGGUCCAUCAACGUCUGGAGAUGGUUCGGCUCCUAAGAGUGCAUCGUCGUCGGGGAUGGCAAAGGAGAACGCACAAGUGUACGCGGUGAUUGAGGAACUUUUGGACAAACUUCCGCCGGAGAUUGACCUUGCAGACUUACAAGCCAAGGCGGAACCCCUUCUGGCGACAGAUCAGUCGCCUUAUGUAGUAGUCGCCCUUCAAGAAGCGACGCGAAUGCACGCACUGCUGCACGAGAUCCAGUCCAGUUUAAUUGAGCUGACAAAGGGGAUCCAAGGAACGUUGAAUAUGACGGAACCCAUGGAGGACCUCAUGGAGGCUCUGUCGAUCAACCAGGUGCCCGGUCGCAAUGUGUUGCACAUGUGCUCAUGGGAACGCUACGCCUGGUGGUCCCGCAAAUCGUUGUCGCUCUGGUUCGCGGACUUGCUGGAUCGCAUCCAGUUCCUCUUGAACUGGACCAGUGAGUUCCGACUGCCGUAUUCCAUGUGGAUAUCGGGUCUCUUCAACCCCACAGCGUUCCUCACAGCGAUCAAGCAGUGCACUGCACGAACUCACGGUAUUCCACUCGACUCCAUGGCGAUCGAGACACACGUGACUCCUAUCGCUGAAGCUGAGGGAGCCGAGUCAUACCCUGAAAUGGGUGCGUACAUCCACGGUCUCUUCAUGGAAGGCGCGCGGUGGGAGUUCCCAAUGAAAGACGGCGAGAAGACGUCGCCGUUCUCGUACGAGGUCGACUCGAUUCCCUGUGGUGGCCAUCUCGUUGACCCCAUGCCCAAGGAACUGCUACCAGCCGCACCUGUAAUCUACGCCCGAGCUGUUGUGAUCGACAGCAAGUGGGAAGCCACUGCGGUGGGGCACUUCCGACGCAGAAAAGACGUCUUCGAUUGUCCCGUGUACCAGACGACACUUCGAGGACCAACGUACGUGUUCCUUGCGACGCUGAACACUAUCAACCCCAAGGCAAAGUGGAUAUUGGCAGGCGUGGCGCUUGUCAUGCAACGGGAUUCCUAG